Aspergillus neoniger CBS 115656 is the source of this 689-nucleotide messenger RNA. RefSeq lists its product as uncharacterized. The record is from RefSeq and is a predicted model, not a curated record. The transcript has a single exon. Lineage: Eukaryota; Fungi; Ascomycota; Eurotiomycetes; Eurotiales; Aspergillaceae. Bases 97 to 546 code for a protein of 149 amino acids.
GUCUAGGCAGGUACGGAUGCGCAAAUAGUUAGUAUAUUCUGCACGAGCUUUACCUGGGCUGACUGGAACCCAUCCCUGGUCAAACUGUCCGACGCCAUGAACCCCGGCAACGCCACAGCAGACAACUUCGACCUCUCACCCUUCUACAACCGCGGCUCGAAACUCAUCCACUACCACGGCCUCGCGAACCCGUCCAUUGCCACCGGCAGCAGCGUCGACUUCUACAAGCAGGUUCAACGGACUUUGCAAAGCAAGGGCAUUGAUCUGGAUGACCUCUACAAGUUCUACUUAAUCCCGGGAAUGGAGCAUUGUGGAAGCAUGCCGUCGAAUAUGGAGGCACCGUGGUAUAUUUGUGGUUCGUCGCAGGCGUCGAGUAUUGGAAGUGAAAGGUUGGCGAAUCAUUUUCAUGAUGGGAAGGGGUUUGAUGAUGGGAAGCAUGAUGCGUUGUUGGCUAUGAUUGGAUGUGUGGAGAACGGUACGGUGCCGGAUUAUUUGGUUGCUACUAAGUUUCAUGAUGAGGAUGAGUUGGAUUGUGUUGUUAAGUAGAGGCCGAUUUGUCUGUGGCCGAAGCAGGCUAUGUAUAUCGGGAAUGGGAGUUUGUGGGAGGCGAAUAGCUGGGAGUGUGAGGGGUUAUAUUAGAGGUAGGCUUGGGGGGGUUGUAUACCUAGCUAUGCCUUGGUUGAUUGAGG